Molecule: messenger RNA, 3506 nt
Organism: Rhizophagus irregularis DAOM 181602=DAOM 197198
Lineage: Eukaryota; Fungi; Glomeromycota; Glomeromycetes; Glomerales; Glomeraceae
Source: RefSeq, a predicted model, not a curated record
AUGCUGGUAGAUUCGACAGAUUUUGAGAAUAAAAUAAAUAAAGAUGCCCAUUCCUUCCUGACAGCCCAAGCCCAAUUAUUAAAACCGAAAAUGAAACCGAAUUCAAACAAAACUCUUUGGAGCUUAUUGGUGAUUUUCACUAGUGUAUUAACAAUUUUUGUGACAACUUAUGUUAGUGCUUACACAAUAAAUACCUAUAAUCAUUCUGAAGGAGAUGCUUACAUCUCACCAAUGGGAUAUUUUACGCUUACUGAUGGAAGCCAAUUGCUUCGAUUUUAUCGUCCACUUAACAAUAGAAAGUGUAAUGAACCAGAUUUACACUUAAGAGUUUUACAUGUAAAUGGGACCAUGUCACCUUUUGUUGUUCAAAACUUUUCGAUUCCGAAGUUUAAUUUUUGUCGAAUAGAUAUGGAUGUAUUAUCACCUGAUUAUAUCAUAGUAACCAAUCUUAACAGGGAUAAUAUAUUCUACAUACUUUACUAUAAUAUAUCUGAUACCGACUAUAGUCUACCAUUUGGAAGAUUUAUUGCUGAAGUGGAUUCAGAUGGAAAUAUAUUAGGCGAAAAUUGGCUCGGUUACAAUAAUUAUUAUAAUGGUAGUAUAGUUGGACGAUUAGGAAAAUUUAAAUUUAUUUUUGAUUUGUCCGAUACAUUUUAUUAUAUGAAAUUGGCUGAUAUUCAUGAUCCUGAUACUUUGGAGUGGCAAAAAUUUAAAAUAACUCCAAUUACUGGAAGACUCCAAAAAGGAGAAAGUGGAGUGAUAUCUCGUAAAGAUUUAAAUCUUCAAUAUGAUAAUCCUAUAUAUUCAUUUUUAACGAUUGAUAGUGGACUUGGAUUUAUUUAUUCAAAACGUUAUUCCUCACAAGUUAAUGCGGAACUGCAACCAAGUUUAUAUAUUUAUGUUAAUUUUUACAAACCUGAGAAUGAAAACAAAAAAUUAACUGAACCAUUUAUUAUUUAUCAAACAUCCACUCCAAAUUUAUCUAUGAAUUUUGCAAUGUGUUCGGUAGAUAUUAAGGGUAUAGGAUAUCAAUGUGUCAUUCAAUUAAGAAAAACUACUGAAAUUGAUCCACUUAAUAAAGAUAUUUAUUAUGGUCAUAAUUUGGUAUUAAUUGUUUCAUUUCUUUCGUCUGGUUCAGUCACUAGGAUUGUACAAUUAACGGGAAAUUACGCGAAAGCUGAUUCGGUUGUUAAAGUCCCUCUAAUUUAUGGAGGUUAUUUAUUAAUGUAUAGGAAUAGCGUAUUAGACGUAGAUGGCGUACAAGGGUGUUUACUUGGAGGAGAUAUUUUUGAUACUAAUGACAUGUUUAAUUCAACUUGGGAUAUACCUCCCAAUUUUACAAUUCAAUCUCCAUGCAUUUUUAUUUAUAAUUUUAUUUAUAAGACCUUUGAUAUGAUUUGGAAAAUUACGCCAACAGAUUUAACAAUUGUUUCAACGGAUGUGCCAACAUUUCUUUACAUUGAAGGUGAACUUGCCUUGAAAUCGGCAAAGAUUAGUUCAGUUAAUCCAAAAUAUGGUAAAACAAUCACUUUAGGAAGAAAUACUCUUGAAAUUAAUUAUGAAGUUCCAAUUUCAUUAUCGAUUCGAAAUAUCACCAUCUAUCAAGUUAACGGAACAAAUAUUCUUAUGCGACAAACAACUUCUGGUAAAGCAUCAGAGUUUUUCACAAUAGAACAAAACAAAAUUACUUUAAAAGUAUUGCCAAGUACAUUUAAUGUACCAAGUGCUGAAUAUCAUAUAUCUAUUGAUCCAAAUUUUGUAAUGCAAAAAGAAAUUAAUGAACCCAUAGAUAGACUUCAACAUUCAUCGUGGGUUGUCAUUACUGAAGCGUUUGAGGAUACUUAUGCAGAAUCUUUUACUGGAUCAAUUAGAUUAAUACCUGAAGGAACAAAACUUUUUUAUCAAAAUAAAAAAGAAUUUAUUGAUCAACUACUUCAAGAAAUUUCAUUAAUUCUUCCUGUUGAUCGUGAUAGAUUAAAGAUCAAAGAUCAUCAACAAGUGGAUAGUUCGACUCAAUUUGAACAAUUAAUUAUUCCUUUACAAAUCGAACCCACAAGAAAUUUAUCUCAGAGAAAUACCAAUAAUUUAUAUCACGAUUUAAAUCAUAUGAUUCUAAAUAAACAAUAUACUGUAAUUUCUAAAUAUCAGUAUGCUUCACUAUUAGAUCAAUCUUAUGGAUAUAAACUGAAUGCCGGUAUUAAAGAAAUUAUACGAGAUAAUAAAGAAACAAUAUUAUCCGCUAUAGUUGUUCUUUUUAUCAUAAUUCUUGUAUUUUUAUGGGCUAAAAGAAAAGGAGAAAGGAAUAAGGAUAAUGAGGAUAACGAGGAAAAUGAGAAAAAUGAGGAUGAAGAGAGAUCAAAUAUGAUUAUAUUGAAAGUCGGAUUAUCUCUUAUGGAUUUUGUCUUGGAUGGGUUAUUCAUAUACAAAAAUGGUUAUGAUAUUAAAAUACUUUUCAUUCCAAGUCUAGUGAUUUUUGCAUUUGCAUCAAUCUUUAAUUUAAUAUUGGCAUUGUCAUUAAUAAUAUACGAAAAUUUUAAGCAUGAUAAAUUUAAGGAAUGGCUUAAAAAAAAUUCAAUUGUCGCAUCAAUAUUUACACUUUUUUCAGCAACAAAUGUUGAAGUUUUAAAUGUCUUGACCUCAAAAAUAGGUGGAUUCAAAAUGUUUUCAGCAACUUUUAAGAAAAAUACAAUCUCAACAAUAUUUUGGCUUAGUGUAACUAAUUUCAUUGUUAAAGAUAUUCCUCAAUUUGGUAUUCAGGCUUAUUAUAUAACACAUGUUAUAUCUUAUAAUGUUAUUCCAUUUUUAACUCUUGUAACAAGUAGCGCAAUGGUCGUUUUAAAUGUUAUCGGAAAGUUAUAUAAUAUAAUCAUAGAAUGCCAAAAACGAAGUACUGAUGAUGAUGAUGAUGAUGGUGAUGGUGAUGGUUGUGGAUGUGGCACAUUAUCUGGUGGUGGUAGUAAUGGAGGUUGUGGUGCUGGCGCUGGUGCUGGUGCUUUAGGUGGAGGUGGAGGUCCUUCUUUUGGCGCUUCUUUUGGUGGAGGAGGUGCUGGAGCUGGAGCUGGAGCUGGAGCUGGUUCUUUUGGUGGAGCUGGAGCUGGAGCUGGUGCUGGUUCUUUUGGUGGUGUUGGUGCUGGUGCUUUACCAUCUCCACCAUCUGGUGCUUUGCCACCAUCUCCACCUGGUGUUUUACCACCAUCUGGUGCUUUGCCAUUUCCACCAUCUGGUGCUUUACCACCUUCACCUGGUACUUUUGGUUCGGGCCCUUUUGGUUCUGGUUCUUUUGGUUCUGGUGCUUUUGGUUCUGGUUCUUUAGGUGGUUCUUUAGGCAGUUCUUUUGGCGCUUUUUUUCCUUUACCCGGUCCUUUUGCAUCAUCAUUAUCAUCUGGUUCUUUUGUACCGCCCGGAUCUUUUCCGCCACCUGGUUCUUUUCCGCCACCUGGUUCUGGUCCUUGUCAUUUUUGAAGAGUGUUACCAGUUGAAUUAAUUGAUUUGUAAGUUGGAAAGGC